Molecule: messenger RNA, 950 nt
Organism: Meira miltonrushii
Lineage: Eukaryota; Fungi; Basidiomycota; Exobasidiomycetes; Exobasidiales; Brachybasidiaceae
Exons: 1
Coding region: 35-511 (158 amino acids)
Source: RefSeq, a predicted model, not a curated record
UUCAUCAUCAACAAAAAUAUACACAGAAUACAACAUGUCUACAACAGAUCCAACUGCCAAAAAGGGCGUUCAAAGCGGUCAACAUUUAUCGGCCGAUGAAAAGAUCAAAACCGCUUUUGCUUUGGUAAAUGAAAUUCAAACUGGAAUGCUUACAACCCGUUCUCCCGAUGGAAAAUUGGCAAGUCGUGCAAUGAUUCAUGCCACUUUGGAAAAUAACAUUUUCAGCUUUUACUUUAAUCGUGAAUCAGGUAAAGCGGAUGACGUAAAAACAGACGAUCAAGUUAAUUUGAGCUAUUUAAAUCCAAAGAAUGGAGAUUGGGUUUCCGUUUCCGGAAAAGCAACUAUCAACACAGAUAAGAAUAAAGUGAAGAAGCAUUGGAGCUCUGCAUUGAAAGCUUGGUUUGACGAUAAAAAGGAUGGCAAACAUACAGGUGACGAAAAUGAUCCAAGAGUUGCUCUAAUCGACGUUCAUCCAGAGGUGAGUCUUUUUCCUUUCCUUAUUCUCCAAUAGUCCAUCUCUGAUACCUUUUUCUUUCUCACAGGAAAUCCGUCUUUUCAAAGCUGAUGGCAAGUUGAGAUUCUUAUUCGAAACUGCAACCGCAGCAUUGUCCGGUGAACCAGCUUCAGGUGGUAAGAUGUUGAUCAUUGAUGAAUCAGAACUCCAAGCCCACGCAAAGGUGCAUUAAGCUUAGUCAUAAUGAUGUAUAGUCAGAUCCUUACACAAGAAAUGUUAUCAAUCGAAUGAUACUAUCAUCAUUCAUCAUCUCUUCUUCCGUCGUGAAAUUCGUCAUCAUAUCCAUUCCUUCUUUGAUUCGAAAUUGUGCUUUUGAUGAGUGUCAGAUUCGACAUGCUUUUGCCAAAAGCCUGAGCAAAUUGAUUCAACAUCUUCAAUCUCUUUUGGCGUUUCCGCGUUCAGGAUAAUAUUGCCUUUCUCGCCGUAAACAGCAACA